Molecule: messenger RNA, 1614 nt
Organism: Glarea lozoyensis ATCC 20868
Lineage: Eukaryota; Fungi; Ascomycota; Leotiomycetes; Helotiales; Helotiaceae
Exons: 2
Coding region: 1-1614 (537 amino acids)
Source: RefSeq, a predicted model, not a curated record
AUGGGUACUUUCGUCAAUGCCCGAGAGCUCCUCGCAUUCGCAGCAGGAGACAACUCCAGCGACACCCUCAUCGCCGGCAGACAUUGGAAUCUCACGACGUUGAACCAUUGGAAUUAUACCUACUACUCCAAUGGCACAUUCUCGAACGGCUCGCGCUGCUACCUCGUCUUCGAACCGUACACUCCGUACCUCCUACAGAAUGGCACAUUUCUCAACGAUACUUCAUGCUAUAGCGCGAUUAGAUCUAUUGGCCCCCGUGCUGGAGGGAGUCUAGGAUUUGGUUGCUUCUUCUUGCUGAGCAUCGUGUUCACAUUUAUAAAUCUGCGGAAACAUGGCCGGUUAUUUCUGCCAUUGGAAAAACGGUUCAGAGCGGUUGGAAGACGAUGGCAAUGGUACUGGAUGCUGGUUGCGGCAGCUUUUGGAGCAAUUAGUGGAAUCACAAGCAUCGAUGUCGACAGAUACUACCUGCCGGAGCUUCCGAUCGUCCUCACCAACUUUUUCUGGUUUUUGAUGCUCCCUACAACAAUGGCGGUUGUGUGGGAGAGCGUACGCCAUUGGGGGAGCUGGCAGGAGAGGCAGGCUGUGGAUCCAAAUCCGUUUGCAAUGAGACAGGAUGAUAGGAGGUCAAAGGUCGAGUUCUAUCUUCCGCUGGCCUUUUACCUUUUCGCAUGGCUGAACAUCUUCAUGGUAAUCCCGCGUUCAUGGUCCGCUAUCGAAAAACAACGCGAUCCAGAACAAGCACGAUUGAAUGCCGAAUCUGUGGCCACUGACACUCGCUUCAAAGCCGCCGCUUUCCUUUUAUUCUGCGGCUGGCUUACUACAGCAUUUUCACUUCAUCACUCAAUAACACAUUACAAGCCGCGGAAUCGUGGAAUGUUCAAUAGAACUUUUGGCUUCUUGAAAUACACACCCACCAAGUUCUUGCUAACAUUGCUUCUUUCACUUGUUAUGGUUGGCUAUGAGGCAGCUAUUGCUUUCGAUUUCUCGAUCUCACCUCUUAAUAUCGACCCAAAUCUACCGAUAGUAUUCUUCGUAGGAUGGCUUCCUAUUGCUCUCAUUUUCUUGGUCUACGAAAUUGCCGGCUAUGUUGAUUACAACGAAGACCGAGAAUUGAUUCGACAGCGCCGUAUUCGCGGUGCGGAGGCCGAUAAUGAAAUAGGAAUCACUAAAAAGCCACAUUGGUGGUCUCGACUCCAUGGCAACAAUCAGGCUAUCAAUGUUCAUGAUGCCAUCGCAAGGAAUGUUAACGAAAUUGGUGGAGGCAGAGCUACGCACAUGAAUCUAGAAAGCAGCAUUGAAAUGGGCAAUAUGCCGUCCAGCAAAUCGAAAGAGCCCAUGAGUACGGACAUAACAGGGUCGAAAGCAAAACCGGAAGGUCCUGAAGCGAUCCGGCUAGCAGCCAGUUUGUUGUUUCCAGUCCAAAAUGAAUCAAGCCAGUCAUCAGAUAGGUUCACAGAUGAGCCAAUAGCUGAUCGUGGUCGAAAUAUGACUGAACUGCGGUUAAGUCAAGAAAAUGAUCCCCGCGGGCCCAUUAGCAAUCGGAGCCAAAGCACAAAUAGUGGCACCACUCUCGUUGCCAACCCGCAACAAAUAAGAUCGAUGCUGGAUGUCUAA